UUCGUUUGUAAAUAUUUAAAUUAUUAAUAUUUCGACCUUUGUAAUCGAAUUGAAUCCGUGUAUCGGUAUAACUGGAGAAUGCAUCAACAGCAACUAGUGGGCGUGGUGACGCUAAUCGUUCUGGCGGUUUGUGUGCUGCCACAAUUGGCCAUAGGUAAAAAAAUCGAGAAACGUUGUCUCAAUUGCUCAUAUCGUACAUAUUAUACAUAUGGCGAUGGUCGUUCCUUGCAGCGCGUUGUCUAUAGAGAUCCAUUCUACACACGUGCUCAGACAUACGGAUGCAGUGGAAAUCCAUGCGGUGUGAAUGCCGUUUGCCAGGAGGCCUCCGGCGGCCGUCCGGUGUGCUCCUGCCCACCAGGCUACAGCGGUAAUCCGCUUACGCACUGCAAUCGCGGCGAGUGCCUGGACAAUGUCGACUGUCGCGGCGACCUGCAAUGUAAGGACAAUCGUUGCGUUAAUCCAUGUGUCGGUGCCUGCGGCAUUGGCUCCAAUUGUGAUGCCAGGAAUCAUGUCGCCGUUUGCAGUUGCCCAGCGGGCUAUAAUGGUGAUCCUUAUCAUGCUUGCCAUCUUAACGAUCCAGAGGAACAAUGCCACCCCAGUCCAUGUGGCAUCAACACAAAGUGCGAGAUCAUUAACGGUGUGCCGACAUGCUCCUGUCUGCAUGGAUAUUUGGGCAAUCCAUUGAGUGGCUGUCGCCAUGAAUGCGACCACGACGGCGACUGCAGCAGCCGGGACAUGUGCAGCAAUUUCAAGUGUGUGCCAUCGUGUGGUCAAUGCGGCACGGGGGCCACCUGCAAAACGGUCGCCAAUCACCGGGCUGUCUGUGAGUGCCCAAAGGGAUAUAUUGGCAGUCCGUAUACUGAAUGCCGACCCGAAUGCUAUGGCGAUUCCGAUUGUCCAGCUGGUCGACCAGCCUGCUUUUAUGGCAUAUGCAAAAAUACAUGUGAAGGGGCUUGCGGCAUUGGUGCGGAUUGCAAUCUGCGUGGCCUAACACCCGUGUGCAGUUGUCCGCGAGACAUGACCGGUGAUCCGUUUGUGCGCUGUCGCCCCUUCACCAAGGAGGAUCUCUGCGAUCCCAAUCCAUGCGGCACCAAUGCCAUAUGUGUGCCCGGACACGAUAACACUGGACGCGAACGUCCUGUUUGCAAUUGCCUGCCCGGACAUACAGGCAAUCCAUUGUCCCACUGUACACGGGGCGAAUGCCUUAGUAACAGCGAGUGUCCGGAUCAUAGAGCCUGCAUUAAUUAUCAAUGCAUCGAUCCAUGCAUUGGUAAAUGCGCCACCGGAGCCAGCUGUGAGCCCAAGGCCCAUUUGGCUGUCUGCCGUUGCCCGCCCGGACAGUCGGGUGAUGCUCUAGUCUCAUGUCGUCAGACACGCACCUUCCCCGUGGCCAAGUAUCACUAGACUUGACGAUGGAGUGAUGUAGCCGCUCUGCCUGCCAAAACCAACCACAAGUCAAUUUAUCUAACUUCUAAUUCACUUACGAUCUUUUUUUUUUGGAUUUGCUGCUCUUUUUCAUUAUUAAAAUAUAAUUUGUUUUUUUUUUUAAAUAAAAACAAUGAUUUACUUAUAAACGAA
Molecule: messenger RNA, 1578 nt
Organism: Drosophila willistoni
Lineage: Eukaryota; Metazoa; Arthropoda; Insecta; Diptera; Drosophilidae
Gene: aspr
Product: neurogenic locus Notch protein
Exons: 6
Coding region: 79-1404 (441 amino acids)
Source: RefSeq, a predicted model, not a curated record